Gopherus evgoodei (Goodes thornscrub tortoise) is the source of this 1346-nucleotide messenger RNA. It is a transcript of the gene CD40, whose product is annotated as CD40 molecule. The transcript is spliced from 9 exons. The record is from RefSeq and is a predicted model, not a curated record. Gene Ontology annotation, cellular component: CD40 receptor complex; external side of plasma membrane; membrane. Lineage: Eukaryota; Metazoa; Chordata; Testudines; Testudinidae. Gene Ontology annotation, molecular function: antigen binding; transmembrane signaling receptor activity; protein binding. Gene Ontology annotation, biological process: TRIF-dependent toll-like receptor signaling pathway; inflammatory response; positive regulation of endothelial cell apoptotic process. The coding region runs from base 58 to 924 and encodes 288 amino acids.
UUGAGGCUGAGAAGUUUAUAGCAGCUCUGCCUUGCUUGCCAAAGAUCCAGCUGCAUUAUGCUGCCCGGCUGCCUGUUGUGUCUGCUCGGGGGCUGCCUGCUCAGGCACUGGGCGUCUGGCAGCGACUUUAACUGCACCGCAAAGCAAUAUCAACACGAUGACAGGUGCUGCAAUCGCUGUGAGCCAGGACUCAAGCUGCUGUCUGACUGCACUGCCUCGCAGAACAGUGUGUGCGAGCCAUGCGAGGAGAGACACUUCCAGUCCGGCUGGACCAGGGAGAAACACUGCACCCCCCACAAAUCCUGCGAUCACAACGCUGGCCUUGAGACGAGGAGCCGCGGGGAUGCCAAGCACAAUGCCGAGUGCCAGUGCCAGCAGGGCAUGUACUGCUCCAGCCCCGACUGCCAGACCUGUUUGAAUAUCACGGCCUGCAGGCCAGGUGAAGGAGUUGCUCGGAAAGCCGACAACCUUUCGGACACAACCUGCGAGCCGUGUAAACAUGGCACUUUCUCCAGCAUCUCCUCUGCCUCUGAGCCAUGCCGCCCCUGGACAAGCUGCGAGUCACUGGGGCUGGUGCUGAAGGUGCCUGGGACAAACCGCUUGGAUGUGGCUUGUGAGCCUGGCCGCAGCCGCUCCCCAGUGCUGAUCUCCGUUAUGGCCAUUAUUGCAGCCUCUCUUGUGGGGCUCAUUCUCUUCUGCCUGUAUCAAAAAGGUCUCCAGAAGCACCCAGAGAAGCAGGGCCCGGAGCGGCUGGAUCCCGCGGAGAUUGUGGUGCUGGCGCCGCCCCAGCAGCCAGCCGCGGUGGGGUGCGAGGAGCAUGACGAGCGCCAAGACUUCCCCGUCCAGGAGACCCUGCUGGGGCGCCAGCCCGUGGCACAGGAGGAUGGCAAGGAGAGCCGCAUCUCGGAGCAGGAGAGGCUGUGAGGUCCUGUCGUGGGGAGCAUCUGCCUUGUCCAGCACACACAGCCAGGGCUGACCUCCUCCGCCCGGCACACAGCAGGGGGCUGUGCCAUGGGGCAACCCGGCGCCCUCCUCCCUGCCCUGGCUCGGCCCCGGGCAGGGGCGCUGGUGGGGGGCAGUGAGACGAGGCCCAGCACAGUCAGGAGCAGAGCAUUCAGGGGUGUACAGAAAGUGGGGUGGAGCAGUGACUCUCACCCUUUUCCGACUCCUGUACCCUUCAGGGGCUGAUUUGUCUUGCGUACCCCCAAGUUCCACCUCACGUAAAAAUGACUUGCUUGCAAAAUCAGACAUAGAAACCCCAAAGCGUCACAGCCACUGGAGCUGAACAAUGGCUGAGUUUCUCAUUGGCACCAUGUCGUUCUAAAAUAAAGCGAUUGGAAUACGAA